This is a messenger RNA of Asterias rubens (European starfish), 1792 nucleotides long. RefSeq lists its product as uncharacterized. The transcript has 12 exons. Bases 95 to 1468 code for a protein of 457 amino acids. NCBI's taxonomy places the organism in Eukaryota, Metazoa, Echinodermata, Asteroidea, Forcipulatida, Asteriidae. The record is from RefSeq and is a predicted model, not a curated record.
CGGAGUGUUUUUGGUAGAUAGCUUUUGGAGGAUCUUAAAACUUUUAGGUGAUUCAUUUUGAGUUCGUCUUUCGACAACGGAAAUAGCAAAAAACAUGAACACGAGUCGUUACACUGAGGAGCCUCGUGUCGAUGAGAGACUGACCGAUGAUGAGGAGGACUAUGACGCUGAGGAACCUGAGAAGAAGUACCAUCAAGAUCUCAGCAGCCGCAUCAAGGAGAAAGCCUACCGUCGUUUAGUCAAGACCGGGAUUCCUCGUAGGCCUGGAUUCUAUCAGCUUCAGACAUGUCAUUCCAUGGCCAACAAGCCGAGUGGUCACUACUACAAUGGCAAACACUGGGAGAUGGCCCAACAAUCACAGAGUAAAGGUAGUGUGGCUGCUGUCCUACGUCCCUUAGAGCGAACCACUAGACGACUCACUAUCUGCGCUGUCAACCAGGCCGCGAAUGAGGAGCAGAGACGUAGGAGCAAGGACGAGGCUCGCGAGAUGCAAUUGGCCUGCAGAAUCCUCCUCCCAUUGCAGAAAGAAUUCAAAAACAUCAUUGCUCUCAAUGAGGAGGAACAGAAGCAGGAAGAAGAGUUCAAGAAGAUGGAUUUAUAUCAGGAGAAAGAUUGCGUGAUGGCCCAACUCCUUCACUUUAAGGACGCCAAGAGAGUAGACAAUGCAACAGAGGAGGAACGACAACGAAGGAUGUCCAUCAUGUCCGAACUGACCGAUGAUGAAAAGUCUUCUGGCGAUGCAAGUUUCCGCGAGAUGCUACGAUCUCUUUCUCAGAUGAGUAAACUAUGGAAAGACAUUCAAGAUGAGCUCAGUUAUGCCGUCACAGACUUGGAGGAAGUGCAUGUGGAGGAGGAGCAUGCAGUUGGUGACAUUUUCAAUGAACUUAAAGACGAGUUUGUGUUGAGCUUCAAGCGUGCGACGUUCCUCAUGAAGUUUCACAUGGCAGAAGAAAAUGAACGUCAGCGUCGCGUGAAUGAGGCAAGGCUCCUUGAAAGUGGGCAAAAGCAGAUGGACAAAGUGACAAGACGCUCUUCAUACAACAAGGAAAUGAACCAGCAGGAGCUUAUGAGAGUAUUCAAUGGAAUAUUAAUGAGUGAGCAUGAGAAGGAGGCACAGGAUGAGUAUGCCAGCGAUCAGAGGAAGCUGGCAACCAUGGAAGAAAUGCUGCGUCGCAAUUCCAUCAAAGUGGCAGAUCACGCAUGCGCCGAGGAACGCGCACGCCGUCUUCAAGAGGCUGAUGAGGAGAUGCGCGCAGGAAUACGCAUAGACUCCCUCAAGGAGAGAAUCAAGGAUGUCAUGGUAGAUGUUCAGGAACAGAUGCUGCUCCAGAUAUUCCGUGGACACAAGAUCCGAGUCACCGACCGACGUGAAGAUCCGUACGACCAAGAAGAGACAGCUCAAGAUCGAAAGCUGCGCAGUCAGCGUCUUCAAUCACGUCGCAAGUCUUGUGUAGUCUCGGGCUACUAAGCAACACCGGGACAAUACAACCUCCGUCACUUUCAACUCUCAAAGACUCUUCCGGGUUUUUAGAACAUCAUGAAAAACAAACAAAUUAAUACUUGGGCAAAACUAAAUCAUCAAUUCUUUUUGGCAACUACUUAUUUAAAUAACAAUCAUUAAAAAAAAACAUUUAUCAGGUUUCAAAUUAAAAAAAAAAAAGUUAAGCCAAAAUGAAGUUUGCAAUCAUAUGAAAGCUGAACUAUUGCAGCGUACAAUCCGAGUAGGAUAACUAAAUGCUAAAUAGCUUAAAAUUCAAGUAAAAGAAAUUACUUAAGUGUUGAAAUGCACAGA